This is a messenger RNA of Sitophilus oryzae (rice weevil), 1283 nucleotides long. RefSeq names its product tryptophan--tRNA ligase, cytoplasmic. Gene Ontology annotation, molecular function: ATP binding; tryptophan-tRNA ligase activity. Bases 1 to 984 code for a protein of 327 amino acids. The record is from RefSeq and is a predicted model, not a curated record. Gene Ontology annotation, biological process: tryptophanyl-tRNA aminoacylation. The transcript has 5 exons. Lineage: Eukaryota; Metazoa; Arthropoda; Insecta; Coleoptera; Curculionidae. Gene Ontology annotation, cellular component: cytoplasm.
AUGACGAUUAAAUUAUAUUUAAAUUCUAGAUUUGAAAGUGGAAAACCAUUCUAUCUAUACACUGGUAGAGGACCCUCAUCAUCUUCAAUGCAUUUAGGACAUCUAAUACCUUUCACAUUAUGUAAAUGGUUACAAGACGUAUUUAACUGUCCUCUUGUUAUUCAGUUGACAGAUGAUGAAAAAACUUUGUGGAAAGAUCUGAAAGUUGAACAAGCCUAUCAGAUGGCUUUGGAAAAUGCCAAAGAUAUUAUUGCUUGUGGGUUUGACAUAAAUAAAACGUUUAUAUUUUCGGAUUUUACAUAUAUUGGCCAAAGGCCGGAAUUCUAUAGAAACAUGAUCAGAAUUCAAAAAUGUGUCACUUUCAAUCAAGUAAAGGGCAUUUUCGGAUUUGAUGAUAGUUCGGUGAUAGGUAAAAUUGCAUUUCCAGCUGUUCAAGCAACUCCUGCGCUAUCGACGUCGUUUCCAGAUAUUUUCGGAGAUAAGAAAAUUCCUUGCUUGAUUCCAUGUGCCAUUGACCAAGAUCCUUACUUUCGAAUGACCAGAGAUGUAUGUCCUCGAAUAGGUUUUGACAAGCCCGCCUUGGUUCAUUCUAAGUUUUUCCCAGCUUUACAAGGUGCAAAGACAAAAAUGUCUUCAUCUGAAGCGAAUAGUACGAUUUUUAUGAAUGACACACCCAAACAGCUUAAAAACAAAAUAAAUAAACAUGCAUUCUCUGGCGGACAAGCGACAGUCGAGGAGCACAGAAAACUAGGAGGAAACUGUGAUUUAGACAUUUCGUACCAGUAUUUAAGAUUUUUCUUAGAUGAUGAGGCAAAACUCGAGCAAAUCAAGAACGAUUAUACCAGCGGAGCCCUACUCACCGGAGAACUAAAGAAAAUACUUCUAGAUACUUUAACUCCAGUCCUAACAACGCAUCAAGAAAACAGAGCUAAAAUAUCUGAUGAAAUACUACAAACUUUCAUGACACCAAGAAGUUUAUGCUGACUUUAGAUACUUGUUAUUUUUUUUUGACUGUUAGGAAAAUACAUUGCAAAGUGGCUUAAUUUUUUAUCAUAUAAUAAUAUAUUUAUUAUAUAGUGUUUAUUGGGGUCAACUUUUUUAGUUAAUCCUAAGGACUUUUUUCAAAGUUGCUAUUAUCACGAUCAUGAGAAUAAUCCAAAGAUUCAGUUAUCUGAAUCUUUAUACCUGUGUUAAACACAAUGUACUACUAGUAAAGUAUUUGUUAUUUAUUUUAAAUUAUUAUAUUUUUCUUAAUUUAUCAUUAAACUAAUAUUUUUAAUUUA